Messenger RNA from Protopolystoma xenopodis, 423 nucleotides. The record is from the annotation of a GenBank genome assembly. NCBI's taxonomy places the organism in Eukaryota, Metazoa, Platyhelminthes, Monogenea, Polystomatidea, Polystomatidae.
UCAUUUGCCACAGCUUCUUGUACCACCUGCCACUAUCGCGUUCCAGGGAGUGCAAUUCGCGCUGAAGUCAUGUCUCAAUCUGUGCCUAAGUGUCCUAUGUGCCAUUCUGGGGACUGUGAAACUGACAAGAAUAUCCGUCUUAAUUAUCUAGACCAAGACGUGAGUGGCGCUUGUGGUGAACGUCUUCUUGUUAAUCGAGCGAAUGGUGUCCUCAAACCUGAUAUAGUCUUUUUUGGAGAAAAUCUGCCGGAACAAUUCCAUGAUUCUAUAGCGGCAGAUAGAACUUCUACCGAUCUGGUCCUCGUUAUGGGUUCUUCUCUUAAAUUAGCCCGAAGUAUUCCUUCCCUUUACUGUGCUGCCAAGCCGCAAAAUAUAUCAUGUCCCACCAAUAACUUGACACCGAAGAUGCCUCCUGACUUCUAA